AUGGCCUCGAAUCGGCCCUCAAAACCUGGUGUGUAUUUGCACAAUGGACAGAUUCUCCAAGCUCCUCCGCUUUCCGUCCAGAUAAGACGCUUCCUCGAAAACAUCUACUUGUUCUUCGGUCUCUACUUCACGAGCUUCUUCUCGCUUGAUCCGUAUACUGCCGCUGAAAACUCGUCGUUCAAUAUUACUAGAUCCUCGAACCAGUCUAAUAACAAGCCUCGCUGGUCUAGCUCAGGGGGACCUCGAGGAGGAGGAGGAGGAGGUGGUGGUGGUGGUGGCGGCGGCGGCCCUGGCGGUGGUGGUGGAUUUGGAAGUUUCGGAUCAGGCAAAUUCGGCCGGGUGGAUGAUAUCAAUGGCACCUGCAAGACCGGCUGUUGCUGA
Messenger RNA from Aspergillus calidoustus, 381 nucleotides. The record is from the annotation of a GenBank genome assembly. Lineage: Eukaryota; Fungi; Ascomycota; Eurotiomycetes; Eurotiales; Aspergillaceae.